AGCUUCAACAUGACGAAGAAAAGGAAACAUCAGGAGGAUUUUCACAAAGUGAAGCUGAAAGUGGGGAAAAAGAAGCCUAGACUAGAAAAUGCCACUGACACAAACUUCAAAACAAAGGCUAUACAUAUUCCUGAGCAGCUUAGAGAGGACCCAAUACUUCCAACAAACAACAGAAAGCUCAACAUAAAGGAUCUCCUCUCACAAAUGAACCACUAUAGUGCAGGAGUCAAACAAAGUGCGCUUUUGGGGCUCAAAGAUCUGCUGUCCCAGUAUCCAUAUGUAAUUGAUGCACACCUUUCAAAUAUACUGAGUGAGUUGGCAGCUGUGUUUACAGACAAGGACUCUACUGUAAGAGCAGCAGCAAUCCGCCUCCUUCAGUUUCUGGCUCCAAGAAUACGAGCUGAGCAUAUCUCUCCAUUUUUUCCUUUGGUGAGUGCCCAUCUCUCCAGUGCUAUGACUCACAUCAGUAAAAGAAUUCAGGAAGAUUCUUUGAAAGUGUUGGACGUUCUGUUGGAGGAAUACCCUACUCUUUUGAUGGAUCGCAGUAGUGUGUUGCUGAAUAACUUUGUAGAACUUAUCUCACAUCAGCAAUUGUCAAAAGGACUGAAAAAUAGAGAUAAUAUUUCCUGGAUGCUGUCUGUGUGUCCUAAUCGUAGGAUAACUUCCCAACAGUGGAGGCUGAAUGUGUUGCUCAGACUCCAAAAGUUCCUCCACGUUUUGGUAGAUGGAUCCAGUGAAUUGGACAAUGAUGGGCUACAAGAAGAAAAUAGCAACCCCCAAAUGCCAAAGAACUUCUUAAACAUUAACUGGCAAGACCUUGCCAAGGGCCAGGAGCACAUCCAGUUGUAUGAAAAUGGGGGCUCACAACCCAGAAUCAAUUCAUCAUUCCGGCUGAGAUCUUUGGUGAGUGUAACAAGUAGUGCUGAAAAAGGUCUGUCAUCCCCUGAAAAUUUGAAAAGGUUUAUUGAAAUAAUAAUUCCAUUGCUACUUGAUUGUUGGAUUGAAGCAUCUCCUACGCAAGUUGCAUCUCCUAUUGUUGGAAAUCUUUUGGAACCAGGAUCUCUGCAGCUCAUGGAGCAAGUCCUUAGUAUUAUACACUUAUUGUGGAAGUUUGCAAGGCAAAAUGAAGAGCCACAGCAAAUGGAAGUGUGGCUUCGAGCAAAUUACCUGGUUGAUUUCAAGCACCAUUUCAUGUGUCAUUUUCCUUACUCCUUCAAAGAAACAAUCAAGUACAGAAAGAAAGAUUCCUUGAAAAGCAACAAGUACUACAAGACACCUUCAAAUAAUAUUGACCAUCUCUUAUUAAAUUUGACCUUAUGUGAUAUUAUGGUCUCAUUGGCAAGUUCUUCUACACUUCAGAUGGAUUCUCAUUGGCUAGACAUGAUUAGGAAGUUUGUGAUAGAGACGCUUGAAGAUGGCUAUAAGUUAAACUCUAAACAGUUGACCAGUUUGCUGGGAGUGACUUGGAGACUAUGGCAGGUACAGAUAAGCAAAGUGACUUCUGAAACACUAAUGAAAGCUGUUUACACACUCUACCAACAAAGAAAUCUUCCUUUCUCUGUACGUACAUUGCUUCUGAAUUUUUUCAGCAGAGUUUAUCAAAAGGAAGAGUUGAACACUCAGGGAAACAGAAGCAGAAGUAAAGUAUUAAUGCGUUGGCUGGCUGGUCUCCCUCAACAGCUUGUUCUCCUUGGUUUGAGAAACCCAGAGCUUUCAGACCAGCUUAUUGGAACUAUUUAUUCUGCUGCAUCUCGAGCAAACAAAGAAAUGCUACAGAGUUUACAAGCUGCUGCUCCUCGGAUUUAUGAUCCACUAGAUGGUGCUGUGGCUCUUCUCCCAGCUGAAUCGCAACAGCGUUUAGUCCAGCUUGUUUACUUUUUGCCACAUUUACCAGGCAAUCUGCUUUCUUCUCUGAGUCGCUGCUGCAUUAUGGGAAAACUGUCUGUGAAGUUAUCUGCCACCCUUAUUGGGAUAUUGCAUAUGAGAUCACCUUUUGUGGGAGGGAAAUAUCCAGUGCAAAGCUCUGUGACUGAUGUGGACUACUUCAGCUUCUUAUUUUCAACUCUUACAGGCUUUUCCAAAGAAGAGCUGACCAGCCUGCAGAGCAUUAGAGGGAGGCCUCACAUAAGCCAAACACAACUGUCUCCUGUCCAGCUCUAUCUGACAGAUCUGGAUCAGUUUUUAUAUCACUGGGCUGUGACUGAGAUGGUGAGCCAAUGCCUGUCUGCCGUACCUUCUCGAAGCCAGUGUAUAGAUAUUGUCCAAAGUGGCAUUUGUAACUACCUGGCAGGGCUGACUGUAAUACCUGACAGCACGGCUGGAUCUGUUUUGUGUGCCAUUAGUAAGCUCUUGGAUCAAGCGUGUCUCCUUAAUGAAACUCUCUCCAAGUUCCUGGCUUCUUUGUGCUGCAGCCUUCUUUACCUCAUCCUAACGAUAGAGAGAGAAGACGAAGAACACCUGCAGAAGAGGGAUGUACUGUGGGCUUCCUGUAUUUCGCUGCUAACCACCCAGCCUCGAGUGUUGCGGCUGAUGUUGCAGAGUCUUCAAGUGAGCAGAGUCCAUCGGGAAGAGCUGCCUGUCCUCGCCCAGCUCCUUCGGUUGUUAAUGCAACAUGGGCAGCUUCGAAGUCAUAUGGUGACCAAUGAGUUCCUGGUGAAACAGAUUGUCAAGGAUAUCAUGGCGCUGAAGAGUGGCGAUGCCCAGGAGCAGUGGCUGACAGACCUUCAUUACUAUUCCAGCGUCUGCCUUGCCUCUCGUCCCCAAGGAACUGGUGCCGUUAACACGGUAUAUUAA
Messenger RNA from Euleptes europaea (tarantolino), 2793 nucleotides. It is a transcript of the gene TEX10, whose product is annotated as testis expressed 10. The transcript has 14 exons. Gene Ontology annotation, cellular component: MLL1 complex; nucleus. The record is from RefSeq and is a predicted model, not a curated record. Lineage: Eukaryota; Metazoa; Chordata; Lepidosauria; Squamata; Sphaerodactylidae. Bases 10 to 2793 code for a protein of 927 amino acids.